Betta splendens (Siamese fighting fish) is the source of this 3625-nucleotide messenger RNA. RefSeq names its product G1/S-specific cyclin-D2-like. Gene Ontology annotation, cellular component: cytoplasm; nucleus; cyclin-dependent protein kinase holoenzyme complex. The record is from RefSeq and is a predicted model, not a curated record. Gene Ontology annotation, molecular function: cyclin-dependent protein serine/threonine kinase regulator activity. Gene Ontology annotation, biological process: positive regulation of G1/S transition of mitotic cell cycle; regulation of cyclin-dependent protein serine/threonine kinase activity; mitotic cell cycle phase transition. Lineage: Eukaryota; Metazoa; Chordata; Actinopteri; Anabantiformes; Osphronemidae. The transcript is spliced from 5 exons. The coding region runs from base 177 to 1061 and encodes 294 amino acids.
UCGACGAGGCGCAGAGGAAGGAGCGAAGCGGCUGCAGACAGUCAGCCAGCCCGCAGUCCCAGCCUCAUGCUUCGUCCUACACACGUCUGCUCGCCACGGAGUCGUGCUAAUAUCCAUCAACCUCUUACUUUAGUCGAGAGGCAGACGAGCGAGGGGGGGAAGACGGCGGGCGAGUCAUGGAGCUGUACUGCCUGGAGUCGGACGCAACCGUGGAAGCCCAGCCCGACCCGAACAUCCUCAACGACGACAGAGUGCUGCAAAGUUUACUAACUAUCGAGGACAGGUUUUUACCUCCGUGCUCCUACUUCCAGCGGGUCCAGAAGGACAUUCUGCCCUAUAUGAGGCGCAUGGUUGCAGGUUGGAUGCACGAGGUGUGUGAGGAGGAGAAGAGCAAUGAAGACGUCUUCCCUUUAGCCAUUAACUAUUUGGACAGAUUCUUAGCAGUGAUGCCCACGAGGAAGAGUUAUUUGCAGCUGCUGGGCGCUGUGUGCAUGUUCCUGGCCUCCAAGUUAAAGGACUGCCGGCCGCUCUCAGCAGAAAAGCUUUGCAUGUACACAGACAACUCCAUUACACCAUGGGAACUGCUGGACUGGGAACUGGUGGUGCUGGGGAAGUUGAAGUGGAACAUGGCCUCUGUUAUCCCCAAUGAUUUUAUAGAGCACCUCAUGCGUAGGUUGCCCCUUCCCGAAGACAAGCUGGUGAUGGUGCGCAAGCACACGCUGACGUUCAUCGCCCUGUGUGCCACAGAUGACCGCCUUGCCAUGAACCCUCCUUCCAUGAUUGCCACAGGCAGCAUGGGAGCUGCUGUAUGUGGCCUGCAGCUGGACCACACUGACCAGAGGCUGGGUCGAGACAACCUGACAGACCUGCUGGCCAAGAUCACCAACACAGAGGUGGACUGUUUGAGAGCUUGCCAAGAGCAAAUAGAGCGUGUGCUGGCCAGCAGCCUGCAGCAGGGCCAACAGUACCAGCAAGAGAGCGGCGUCAGAGCGGGCAGCAAGACAAGGGAGCAACAAGACCAGUCCAGCACCCCGACAGACGUACGCGACGUCAACUUGUGAGCGCCCGUCGCCACCUGACUCGCAUACCGCUCAUGCCUGCACACCCAUGAACUAACGGGACCGAGCGAGGCCGGGCAUGAGUUUGCAUGAGUGAUGGUAUGACAAUCCAUGAACUUUUAGUAGCUAAGAAAUUUCUAGUUUUUCUUCCUUUUGCCCCUUUUACACGCACCUAGGUGUACUUUAAGUGUUUGCAUGUGCCAAACAUAAUCAAUCGAGCUAUUUAAAGAGCAAAGUCAUCAAAUUCUUGAAACUUGAGAGUGCCUUAGGUUUCCCAGAACGGAGACCUGGAUAUAUUUUCAUACUUGAAAAAACAGCAUAAUUAUAUUAAAUAUAUGUAUUUCUUUUGAUACAACCUAGUUACAUAAAUAUGAUGUAUGUUUAGCAGCAUUUAUUUAGCCUUAUCCUCUUUAGCAAACAGUUAUCAUUCACAUUUUUGCUGUGGUUUUUCCUCUUUGGAAAAUGUGCAUUUAAGUGAUUAAAAAGCCAAUAGUGCAGUACUUGGCCUUAAAGCUAAGCUGAUAAGCAGCCGGAGGUGUGCUACUGUAGCUAGCUGCUCUCUAUCAAACUAUGUGCGCCUAUAUCAUUGCUUACUACUUAUGCCACAUAGGUGGUGGCCGGGAGUGGGCUGGGCCCACUUACACAGGAAGGACAUAAGGGCGUUUUACGGUCUGGAGCAGUGGCUAUUGUCUGAAACGUGGGUAGCCACAGAUCAGUUCAAUAUGAUGACAUUCAGCAAGACAGAGGUUAUUAUUAUUACUAUUGUUCUGUUCUUGGAGUAGCUCCUACUGUAUAUGUUAGACAGCAGUUAUGAUUUUAGUUGUUAGUUCAGGGCCUCGGCCGUGUAGUACUGAUUCCAUGUUACUAGUAAUAAAAGGAUUUCUAGCAUGUUUUUACAGGUUUGAGAGGAAGCGAGUGAGGAUUGGAGGGCUACUUGUGAGGCUUUUAGAAAAGACAAGCAUGUGGAUGUUUGAAAGGAAGAUGCAAGGGUGUGGUAUGAUGAGUGACGGCCAAAUAGUAAGGAAGGUUAAUUUAAGCUAUAUGAUGUUUCUGCAGGAUGAAAAAUUCUUGGCGAUGUCCAAGUAAUCGUUUUGGGGGUGCUGCAGUUCCUCUUAUCAAUUUUAUCAAUUAACUAUUUGAGACAGGACGACUUGUAACAUUAUUGAUGCACUUUUAUAGAACGCACUCCUUAAAAUUGGUAAGGGGAUGGUGGUGAGGAAGAGAUAAGCGGGUUGUGGGUCAAUUUUUGUUUUUCUUUUAAGUUAUUUGCAUUUUUUUUCUGGGCUGGAUUCCCAUGGGGUAAUGCACGUUGUAUUAAAAGCUGCGUCCUGACAGGUGAGUAGACAUAGGAUAAUUAGUCUUCUGUAUAAUAGUAUAUAAACAAAGGAAAGUUAAGUCACAUAUAGACUUUGAAUUUCUUUUCAUUCAUAGUGUUAUUUACUUGAAAUUGCCGAUAAUAACCAAAGGUUUCCAGUAGUUGUUUCAAAGAGGUACACACACACCGUGUCCUACAUGUUCUUCUUGUUGUGUUGUUACGUUAAUGUAAAUUCUUCUCUGACUUGUUUUAAAACUGCCAUUUUGUGUUUUCUAUUUCCUUUUUAAAAAAAACAUGUAGGGUUGAUGUAGUGUUACAAUUUCACUGUAUUUUCCCAUGAAAAAGCUGCAAAUCUUCAUUUUACAGAGUGAAUAGUUUCUAAAUUCAAAUUUUGGAUGUUUUGUUGUGUAAAAGCCAAACGCCAAAGCAUCUUUCCAAAACAAUCCUCUAAAAGACCAAAUGUCUGCUUUUAAAGGUUUUAUAUAUUGUUUGUAAAUUCAUUCCAAAGUAAGAGUAUACACACUUUUCUUGCUGCUAAGAAGCUUUUCUUUUCUAGUCUUACACAAUGUUGCCUUAUUGUGAUUCACCUGUUUGCUGCUAUAUAAUGAAAUUUUGUAUAUGAAAAAUGUUGUUUGCUUUUUUGUUGUAUGUGUACUAGAGGGAACGUAACUGUUUGGUGCGGGACUGGAAGUACUCGAUUGGCAAUCGUAUUGAUAGGCAUGUUUUAUUCUUUUUAUGGUUUUGUUUGUUUCUGUAUUCCAACAUAUUCUUGCUGCUUCUUUGUAAUGUUUGUACCUCAGGUUAAUUUGGACAGAUCGAGCAAGAGCCCAUCUCAUAAUUACCUCAUAACACACCACACUCAUUCUUUUACUCUUGACGGGUCUCUUUCUUCUGUCUGGAUGAGAAGAAAUGUGGUGCUUCUUCUCUUUAAGUCCUAAAGUAUCCACCAUAUGCCAUUGAGGACAUUCAAGUGCCUAUGAUGGAAUGGGUCAGUUCAAAUAUCUGGUGCUCAGUCACAUUAUCCCUAUACAGUCAUACAUGUACUGGAAAGUCUUGCAGUGGUAUAUAAACCAGUUCAUUGAAAAUAAAGUGGAGUAUUGUUCAUUCUUGAGGUACCUGUUAGAAUCACGAGAGUUCCUAAUUUGUGUUCAGUAUGAUUGUUGUUCCAAACACACCCACACUCUCUCACCAUUUACCACCAGGCAGUGUACCUCAACAACUUCUCCCCAAUAAAUUGGCUAAUCUCAAAUAA